Messenger RNA from Aspergillus calidoustus, 1829 nucleotides. Lineage: Eukaryota; Fungi; Ascomycota; Eurotiomycetes; Eurotiales; Aspergillaceae. The record is from the annotation of a GenBank genome assembly.
AGAUAUCUUCGCGAUGGACUCAUGCCCUGCACAAAUGGCGUGCUCCCACUUGUCGGCCGGGCACCACCGAUGCCCUUAUCGCCGACACCACCGACUGCUCGUCGCUUUUAUAUCUUUUUUUUUUCUUCUGACGGGCUCUGAGCUUGUCCUGCCAACCUGCAACCAUGGCUGCUCACACCGACGAGACGAUGCCUCUGAACCCCGGGGGUGUUGAUUCGGACACCUACCAGACCAUUACCGCGGAUCCGACCAAGCAGCCGACAAGUACAAGCCAUGUUAUCGCCAACGAGGAAGCUUCUGCUCCGGAGAGCCCCGCGGAGCCGGCCGUUCAAGUGUUGACCAGCGUGGGCAGCAUCAUCACCGUCCUGCUUCUCGGCGAGUUCAUCUCCAAUGCUGAUUCGACCCUCAUCAUGACCGCGACGGCUCGCAUCACCUCCGAGUUCAACAAGCUCCAGGGCGCAGCGUGGCUGUCGACUGGAUACACCAUCGGUGUUUGCGCUGCGCAGCCAAUGUACGGAAAACUGAGCGACAUCUACGGACGGAAGCCUCUGUUACUGGGGUCCUACUUUUUCCUCGCGCUGGGCUGUGUUAUUUGCGGGCUGGCAACUGAUCUAUCGGUUGUAAUUCUCGGACGCACUCUCAGCGGUAUUGGAGGUGCCGGAGUUAUGACCAUGAGCUCCAUCAUUAUUACUGAUAUCGUCUCGAAGCGUGAGGUUGCCAAAUGGCGAGCGUACAUCAACGUGUCAAUGACCCUCGGCCGUAGUGUUGGGGGUCCUAUCGGUGGUGUUUUGACUGAUACAAUCGGCUGGCGAUGGGCGUUUCUGCUGCAAGCUCCCCUCCUCGGUCUCGCCGCCCUCCUUGUCACCCUCCAGCUCAAGCUCGCCCCUCGAGCUUCCUCGGAUACAGAAUCAGAUGGGUCCAAGAUACGCCGUAUCGAUUUUCGCGGUGGGUUUCUGCUCGCCGUCAGCAUUGCUACGAGUAUCCUUCUCCUCGACCGAGGCGGAAAGUCAUUCCCAUGGGCGUCGCUACCAACAUUGGGUCUCACAACUAUCGCUACCCUGGCUUUCGCUCUCUUUGCCUACACUGAGCUAUACGUCGCGGCGGAGCCUAUCUUCGAUCUCCGCAUUCUUCGUCGCCCGAACGUCACGCCGAGUUAUCUGGUCAGCGCUCUGCAGGCGGCCGCUCAGGUGGGUAUGAUGUUCACGGUCCCUCUCUACUUUCAGGUGACGCAGCGCGUAUCCAGCACCGUCGCCGGAGCCCACCUCGUCCCCGCGGUUCUCGGAAACACCAUUGGCGGACUCAGCGCAGGCAUGUUCAUCCGCAAGACCGGAAACUACAAGCCUGUCCUCACCGUGGCCGGACUCAUCGCAUGCAUCUCGUACGUGCUUCAAAUCCUUCGGUGGAACGGCAACACGGGUGCAUGGGAGUCGCUGUACAUCAUCUUUGGUGGACUGGGAUCCGGUACCUGCUCGUCGGCAGCAUUUGUUAGCAUGACUGCAUUCCUCGAGCCGCAGGAGAUUGCCAUGGCUACGAGUGGUUAUCUCCUGCUGUUGAAUUUUGCCUUGACGUCUGGAAUCACUAGUAUCUACACGGUGCAGGGUCUGGAGUUCAAGAGGCAGAUGCAGCACCGAGUGCAUGGGCCGGAUGCAAAGACGAUCAUUGAGCAUGCGCUCUCGAGCGUCCGGUAUAUCAGUCAACUUAGUGGCUCUGUCCGAGAGAUCGUCGUCAGCUGUUAUGUCGCUGGGUUGAAACAUGGUUACCUUGUAUCCCUCAUUUGCUCAGCUCUCUCCUCGAUUAUAGCUUUGACCGCCAGAAACCACCGACUUUGA